This is a messenger RNA of Exophiala viscosa, 387 nucleotides long. RefSeq lists its product as uncharacterized. The record is from RefSeq and is a predicted model, not a curated record. The transcript is spliced from 3 exons. The coding region runs from base 1 to 387 and encodes 128 amino acids. NCBI's taxonomy places the organism in Eukaryota, Fungi, Ascomycota, Eurotiomycetes, Chaetothyriales, Herpotrichiellaceae.
AUGAAUACUAUCAAAUCUACCUGGCUUGGCUGGGGCGUACUCUGCGUUGCCGGUGGAGGCGCAUACUAUUUCGCCAAAAAAUCGAUAAACGCCGACCGAGCAGCACGAUUCGACGCCGAACAGAAGAGCAAGGCAUACCAGCGUCGGCUAGAGGAAUCCUCAUACAUGAGCGCGCCUUCAACGAGAUCUAAGGUCAAAUUCAAGUCUUCGGCGGAUCCCGCGAACGGCACGAAAGGACUGGAUCACGCCGGAAGCCCAAGCAGCGAGAUCAGCGAGGAUGCGGCACCCGUAGGGCACGCGCCUGUGGACCAGGAUCAAAAGAUCGCCCAAAAGAGCAAAUAUGAGGGCGAGCCUUUCCGAAGCAAGAAAGGAGACCGUUUAAGCUGA